AUGAAUGCUGAGACGUGCGUCUCUUACUGCGACUCGCCCGCGGCCGCGAUGGACGCCUACUACAGCCCGGUCUCCUCGCAGAGCCGCGAGAGCUCGCCUUCUUUUCGGGCAUUCCCAGCGGCUGACAAGUUCAGCACCGCGUUCCUGGCGGCCAAGGGCCAGAGUUACGGAGAGGCCAAGUGCCGGGGCCGCUACACCCCUCAGCAGCAGCAGCCACAGCAGCAGCCGCAGCAGCAGCCUCCGCCGCAGCCACCGCAGCCCCAGCAGCAGGACCCCCAGCCCCAGCCGCCGCCGCAUCUCUACCUGCAAAGGGGAUCUUGCAAAACACCACCGGACAGCAGCCUCAAGCUCCCGGAGGGCAGCGGCGGCCACAACGGGCCCCUACAGGUCUCCUGCUACGGCAAAGAAGGUUCCUUGGGGGAAACUGAGAUCACACCCAACUCUGACCCAGUUGGGAUGGACAGCAACUACCUUGGCGUGAAAGAGGCUGGGGUGAAGGGCUCCCAGGACAGGGCUGGCACAGACCUGCCCAGUCCCAUGGAGAAGGCUGACUCAGAAAGCAAUAAGGGGAAGAAGCGACGGAACCGUACCACCUUCACCAGCUACCAGCUGGAAGAGCUAGAGAAGGUCUUCCAGAAGACCCACUACCCAGAUGUCUAUGCCCGAGAGCAGCUGGCCAUGAGGACAGACCUCACCGAAGCUCGGGUGCAGGUCUGGUUCCAGAACCGACGGGCAAAAUGGAGAAAGAGAGAGAGGUUUGGGCAGAUACAACAGGUCCGCACCCACUUCUCCACAGCCUAUGAGCUGCCCCUCCUUACCAGAGCUGAGAACUAUGCCCAGAUCCAGAAUCCAUCUUGGAUUGGCAACAAUGGCGCAGCCUCGCCUGUCCCAGCCUGCGUGGUCCCCUGUGAUCCAGUGCCCACCUGCAUGUCUCCCCACGCUCAUCCCCCUGGUGCCAGCGCUGGUGUCUCUGACUUCCUGAGUGUCUCCGGGGCCAGCAGCCACGUGGGCCAGACACACAUGGGCAGCCUGUUUGGGGCCGCUGGCCUCAGCCCCGGCCUCAACGGCUAUGAGCUCAACAGUGAACCUGACCGGAAGACCUCCAGCAUCGCAGCCCUGCGGAUGAAGGCCAAGGAGCACAGUGCUGCCAUUUCUUGGGCCACAUGA
Molecule: messenger RNA, 1167 nt
Organism: Gracilinanus agilis (Agile Gracile Mouse Opossum)
Lineage: Eukaryota; Metazoa; Chordata; Mammalia; Didelphimorphia; Didelphidae
Gene: ALX4
Product: ALX homeobox 4
Exons: 5
Coding region: 1-1167 (388 amino acids)
Biological process (GO): regulation of transcription by RNA polymerase II
Molecular function (GO): DNA-binding transcription activator activity, RNA polymerase II-specific; RNA polymerase II transcription regulatory region sequence-specific DNA binding
Source: RefSeq, a predicted model, not a curated record